Molecule: messenger RNA, 2478 nt
Organism: Fraxinus pennsylvanica
Lineage: Eukaryota; Viridiplantae; Streptophyta; Magnoliopsida; Lamiales; Oleaceae
Source: the annotation of a GenBank genome assembly
AUGGCAUUCAAUGCAUCCUCCAUCAAAACCUCAUCAGAUGGAAUAUGGCAAGGAGAAAAUCCACUUCAAUAUGCAUUCCCCUUGUUGAUCAUUCAAACCACCUUAGUCAUCCUCACGAGUCGCGCCGUUGCCUUCUUCCUCAAGCCCCUCCGCCAACCCAAAGUCGUCGCUGAGAUAGUAGGUGGUAUCAUUCUUGGGCCAUCAGCACUUGGCAGAAACAAAGAUUUCAUGCACUGGGUAUUCCCAUCAUGGAGCACUCCAAUCCUUGAAUCUGUGGCAAGUAUAGGACUUCUCUUCUUUCUGUUUCUUGUAGGCCUCGAAUGCGAUUUAAAUGCAAUACGUAGGAGCGGGAAGAAAGCAUUAGGCAUAGCCGUUGCAGGUAUAUCUUUUCCCUUCCUCUUGGGCAUUGGAGUCACCUUCCUACAAAGAAAAGCUAUAAAAAUGUCAGAUAGAAAAGGAUAUGCCGAGUAUUUCGUGUUCAUCGGUGUUUCUCUUUCCAUCACCGCCUUCCCGGUCUUGGCUCGCAUUCUAGCCGAGCUCAAACUACUCACGACCGGAGUUGGGGAGACUGCCAUGGCUGCAGCAGCCAUCAAUGACGUGGCAGCGUGGAUCUUGCUUGCCCUGUCUGUGGCAGUGGCCGGUGGCACCCACAGCCCCUUGGUUUCCAUUUGGGUUCUUCUAUCUAGUCUUGCAUUUGUCGGUUUCAUGAUAGUAGUUGUCCGGCCAGUGAUGAACUGGGUGGCAAUAAAAUGCUCGUCUGACCAUAACAUUGUCGACGAGGGCUAUAUAUACUUAACAUUGGCUGCAGUUAUGGUUUCCGGGUUUUUGACUGAUCUCAUAGGAAUACAUGAAAUAUUUGGGGCAUUCAUAUUUGGACUGAUAAUACCUAAAAGGGGAGAAUUGGCAGGAAGAUUGAUAAAAAGAAUUGAAGACUUUGUUUUUGGGCUUCUUUUGCCUCUGUACUUUGCUUCAAAUGGAUUAAAGACCGAUGUUGGUAAGAUAAACGGGGUGGCGGCAUGGGGACUUUUAGCGGUGGUUAUUUCCUCCGCUUGCGCCGGGAAGAUUUUGGGAACAUUCAUGGUGGCUCUGCUGUGUACCAUUCCCGUGAGGGAAUCAUUGACACUUGGUUUAUUGAUGAACACCAAGGGAUUGGUGGAGCUAGUUGUUCUAAACAUCGGCAGAGAGAAGAAGGUUCUCGACGACGAAAUGUUUGCCAUUUUGGUCAUGAUGGCACUCUUCACCACCUUCAUUACAACUCCAACAGUUAUGGCCAUUUACAAGCCAGAACACAGCCUCUCGGCUCUUGGUGGGUGUGAAUUUUGGAAGAAGUUGUCAAAUGCAAAAGGGACAGAUGCAGAGCUCAAUAUCCUAGCCUGUAUUAGGGGACCAGGAGACUCGCCCUCUCUCAUAAACCUUAUCAAGUCAUCUAGCUCCAGUCAAAGGUUCAUAACGAAGCUGUAUGUUAUGCAGCUAGUUGAAUUCACGGAUCGAUCUUCUUCACUAGUUAUGGUUCAACGUGCCAGAAAGAAUGGCAUCCCAUGCAUAGGUCGCUUUCACCAGGGUGAGUCUGAUGAACAGAGAGCAGCAGUUUUUGAAGCAUACAAUCAACUAGGUCGAGUCACAGUUCGUCCAACAACCGCAAUCUCAACAUUAUCUAUCAUGCACGAAGACAUCUGCCAUAUAGCAGAAAAGAAAAGGGCAGCAAUGAUCAUCUUGCCCUUUCACAAACAGUGGAAGAGAGAUGGUGAUCAAGACAUUGAGAUAAAUGUAGGCCAUGGUUGGAGAAAUGUCAAUGAGAAGGUGCUGAUAAAUGCACCAUGCCCAGUAGGUGUGCUUAUAGACCGUGGAUUUGGGCUCGGGGUCCAAAAAAGUUCUAGGGAUAGGGAUCUUCUGAAGAGAGUGUGUGUAGUUUUUUUUGGUGGCCCCGACAGUCGUGAGACACUGAAGUUUGGUAGCAGAAUGGUAGACAAUCCAGAAGUGAGACUUACCCUCAUUAAGUUCGUUGCUAAUGCUGGAUCAGAUGGUAACAUCAAAACCCAGUCGACCUCACUAGAAGUGUCUGUUGAACUGGAUAACAACUCUAUUGCCUCUAUGGAUUACAGAAAAGAAAUGGAACAUGAUGAGGCUGUGCUAGCAGACUUUACAAGUAGCUGCAAUGGGGUUGCAGAGUAUAUUGAGAAAGAAACAAAAGAUAUUGCGGAAGAGGUUUUAGCAAUUGCCCAAAGCAGUGAAUUCGAACUCAUGGUGGUCGGGAAAGGCAGAUUUCCACCCGCAAUGGUGGCUGAGCUGGCCAAUCAUCACAGUGCAUACAAUGAGUUGGGACCGAUUGGAGGCUUGUUAGCCUCCUCGGGUAAUGGAAUUAAGUGUUCUGUGCUUGUGAUCCAACAUCAUGAUUCUACCCAUGACGACAAGAGUUUAAGUUUGAAAAUGUUCAACAAGAAAGAUGGUUCAGCUGAUAAAUGUGUCACAAAUUUGUGA